Lotus japonicus is the source of this 1222-nucleotide messenger RNA. RefSeq lists its product as uncharacterized. NCBI's taxonomy places the organism in Eukaryota, Viridiplantae, Streptophyta, Magnoliopsida, Fabales, Fabaceae. Gene Ontology annotation, biological process: shoot system development; root development. The coding region runs from base 212 to 1102 and encodes 296 amino acids. The record is from RefSeq and is a predicted model, not a curated record. The transcript has a single exon.
GUCGGUAUGUUGUUUAUAUUGUUUUGAUGUGCAAGUAUCAUUACUUAUUUAGAUAAGUUAGCAUUUAUUUUAUAAUGGCAUUUGUUAAGAUGAGAUUCCUAUCUUCUCCUAUCCCAUAUAUAUUGAUCAAUAGCCAAGGAAGAAUAGCACAUUGGCAACUCAACUGCACAUAUUCACCUUCAACACCCUUUUCUUUUCUUGUUUGAGAAAAAUGGAAGUUUCUCCAUCAAACUCUAAAACUCACAACCAUGCUCGUUCUAAUAGCUUGCCUUCUAAGCCACACCCUGUAAUUCUCCAAUGCAAUGAACACUUAGCCAGAUUAGUAGGGGCUUCUGACUCCAUUUCCUCCUCUAAAGUGUUAUGUCACAAACUAAGUGGUCUUCAGGAUUUACACAACUGUGUUGAGAAGUUGAUUCAACUACCUCUAACACAAGAAGCACUUAUCCAGGAACAACAAGAAAAAUGGGUUAAUGAGCUCUUGGAUGGUUCACUAAGGCUCCUAGAUACAUGUUCAGCUACCAAAGAUGGACUAUUGCACACAAAAGAGUGCAUCCGUGAGCUACAAUCGAUUAUAAGAAGACGAAGGGGUGGUGAAGUGGAUCAACUCGCAGGAGAGGCUAAGAAAUUCUUGACCUCAAGAAAAGUGGUGAGAAAGGCCAUCAUCAAAGCCUUGGAAAAUUUGAAGAGUAAUGCAAACAAAUGCAGCAGCAGCUUCUCCAUCACCACCAACAAAGACUACCAAACCGCAGCCUCGGUUAACUUGUUAAAAGAGGUUGAAGUGAUAACUUUCUGCAUAUUUGAGUCACUGUUGAAUUUCAUUUCGGGAACACAAUCAAAACGAUGCAGCUGGUCUUUGGUUUCAAAGCUAAUGGUGAACAGCAAAAAGAUGUCACAAGAAGUGGAUGUUGAGAACGAGUUUACAAAAGUGGACACUGCAUUACAGUUCUUUGCAUUCAACAAGUCAAAUGAUGACAUCAAUGACUUGCAAAGAAAGUUGGAAAGAUUAGGAUCCUGCAUACAAGAGCUUGAAGAGGGACUUGAGUCACUGUUUAGGCGUUUAAUUAAAAUCAGAGUUGCACUUCUGAACAUCCUCAAUCACUAGCCAAAUGCAACUAGAGGCACCAGAAUUUUUUGUAAUAUGUAUCAUCUUGUCACAGAUAAUUGUAAUAUGUACUGCUAUUACUCGAUGAUUAAAGUUUGAGAAAUGACUUGAACAUACUUA